Molecule: messenger RNA, 2980 nt
Organism: Panicum hallii
Lineage: Eukaryota; Viridiplantae; Streptophyta; Magnoliopsida; Poales; Poaceae
Exons: 9
Coding region: 729-2366 (545 amino acids)
Source: RefSeq, a predicted model, not a curated record
CCACCCACCCCAUAGCAAAAGCCAUCAGACCACUGCGCUACCCAUGCCUCCCCCAUUGUCAUUGCAUAGACAGUAGCAACAGUUAACUCUUCUUCUCCCUCCCUCGCAUAUUACUCUCUCUACCCUCUUUUGCAAGAUCUCUUCGUCGUCUUCUCUUUUCCCUUUUAACUCCACCGCAAUCCCUCUUUUGUCACGAGCCAAGCCGAGAGCCGCAAAAGCAAGUACAGCACCACCAAAAGAAGGGCGCCGCUUGUGCCAAAGCUCGGAUUCUCCAUUCCCGUCUAUUUUACCCCCCCUCCCCACCGAUUCACCGGCGCGAGAUCCACACGCAGGUGUCGGCGGCUCGCAAUCCCCGGGAAAGAUGGCGCCUUUCUGAGCCUCCUCCGGGGAUUUCUCGUCGUUUCUUGGCUCCAAAGCGGCGGCUUCCAGCGGCUCCGGCCAAUUCUGCUGAGGUGGAGGCAGUGGUUUUAGGGCUCGAUCCGUUGUGCGCGGGUGUCUGGCCCGGUAGGGUGCGGUGGUUCUCGGCGAGUUCUUGAGCUGGUUGCGGCGCUUAUUCCUCUUCUUGGAGCUAUUCGAUUGGUUUGGGGGGAAGCUGAUUCUUGCGACCGAGGGUCCAGCGGGCUGUUGCUGCGGCUCUUGUGGUGGAUUUUUUUUUGAAUUCGAUUGGGUGAUAUGGGGUCCUUGCCGUCCCUGGAUUGAGCAUUCCGACCGGAUUCUUGCGGGCUUCCAUGGCGGAUUUGGGGCUGUGGAAGCAGGCGUGGAGGUGGGUGCUGUCCCAGAAGCACAUCCUGGCGUGGGCGCACACGGCGGCGUGCGGCAGCCGGGAGCGCCUCGCCUUCCUGGUCGAUCGGCACUGGCCGGCCGUGUCCCGGGCCUGCGCGACCUCCUCGCGCCUCGCGCUCGCUGCGCUGCGGCAAUGGCGCGGAUGUAUGGCGCGCGGCGUGCUGGCGGUGGCGAGCCUGGGCCCUGCCGCGGUGUUCGUGAUCCUCUGGAGCUUCUUCGUGUGCAUGACCUCCCCGGCGUGGGCUCUCUUCGCGCUCCUUAGCCUGGGGGCUGCUGGUGCAGUUGUUCACUAUAUGGGCUACACACCUGGCCUUUUCAUUGUUGGGCUGUUUGGGAUAUUGAUUAUGUGGAUGUAUGGCUACUUUUGGAUUACAGGAAUGCUUCUAGUUGCUGGAGGUUGUAUGUGCUCUUUGAAACAUGCUCGAUAUGUGAUACCGAUUUUGACCACAUAUGCUAUUUAUUGUGUGGCUGUUCGUGUUGGGUGGCUUGGAGUCUUCUUGACACUCAAUCUUUCGUUCUUGACAAAUGAUCUUCUUAAUAAGUUACUGCAAGGAUAUGAGGGAUGCACCGAAGAAGAACAAUUCGAAGAUAUGAAGGAUUCUGAUCCAGUUAUGGAUGAGUUCUAUCGUAGCUGUGAAUUCCCUCCGACUCCUGACAGUGAACCUGAGACUGUAUCUUCUGCAAAGCCAUAUUGCUCAGCACCCACCCAAGAUGUCUUACAUGUACAAAAAGAGGAACCUCCUAGUAAAGUAGUGAAAUCUGAUUCUAGUUCAUUGGAUGAGAUUAAGAGGAUAAUGGAUGGUUCGAACUAUUAUGAAGUUUUGGGCAUACCUCGUAACAGAAGCAUUGAUCAAAAGUCCCUGAAAAAAGAAUACCACAGAAUGGUCCUGCUUGUACAUCCUGAUAAAAAUAUGGGAAAUCCGUUGGCUUGUGAGUCAUUCAAAAAGCUUCAAUCAGCUUACGAGGUCCUCUCUGAUUUCACAAAGAAAAACAGCUAUGAUGAACAGCUGAGGAAAGAAGAAUCACAGAAUAUGACCCCAAGAUCACGCGUUGUCUCUCAACAGAGUGGGGUAGAGUUUCUUUCCGAAGAGUCCAGGCGUAUACAAUGCACUAAGUGUGGUAAUUUCCAUAUAUGGAUAUGCACCAAGAGAAGUAAAACAAAAGCAAGAUUCUGUCAGGGUUGCGAUCAGUUUCAUCAGGCCAAGGAUGGAGAUGGAUGGGUUGAAACCAGAUUUUCAACCUCCGUCAAGAUGGAAAUACCACGAGCUUUUGUUUGUGCUGAGAGCAAAAUAUUUGAUGUGUCUGAGUGGGCUACCUGCCAGGGAAUGGAGUGUAAGCCUAACACUCAUGGUCCAACUUUUAUGGUGAACAUGGUCGGAGCAGAUAGGAUGCCUCAGAGAUCCUACAGUUCCCGGUAUCCCUUCAGCUUGGAUGCAGAGAUGAUCCCUGAAGAUGAAUUUGAGCUGUGGCUUCAGCAGGCAUUGGCAUCAGGUGUCUUUGCUGACAGCCCGAAGCGCAGGAAAAGCUGGAGUCCGUUCAAGCUGCCCCAAAAGGGGAUUAAAAGUUGGCGGAGAUCAUCAUGAGGGUAUGGCAUUAUGCAGCAGGGUCGGGCGACCACGCAUUGGAAUGAAGGCAAUAAUGCAAGGCCUCGUGAAUGUAAAUAGACUGACCAACAAUUUGCCUGGACGGGCAACUAAUUUUUGUUCGAAAGGAGAAACAGGACGUAAAAGGAACACUCGAACGAAUAGGUGUGACAAGUCUCACUAUUGAACUUGGUUCCCUCUGCUAACAUCCAACGAGUUUAGCUGCGAAGCAGUAUGCUGUUCGUCGUAUAUUCAAAAACACUGGUGGUUCUGUUGUGUAUUAAUUUCACUAUUUCAGUAGUUUAGGGAUCGACAUUUGGAAGACUGCUGAAACAUCAUGCCUGGACUGUAAGAAGGUUGAGAUAUGAAGGGAUGUUUAUGUUACAUCAAUGUAGUAAUUUCUGGUAUCAUCUUCUGGUGAAGUGAAGGAAAUGACAGUAGAAUUUGGCUGUAAAUACACUAACAGCUUCCACCUGGAAUUCACUGCUUGUAACAUUGUAUACCGAUGAAACCUAAUCCUGUGAGAGACUUGCGUAAUCCAGGUCUCUGCUGUAACACUGACAUCAUGCUCUGUAACGUCCUGGUGAUAAUAUAGGUCUAAUUCUGGACUAUAA